This is a messenger RNA of Acaulospora morrowiae, 164 nucleotides long. Lineage: Eukaryota; Fungi; Glomeromycota; Glomeromycetes; Diversisporales; Acaulosporaceae. The record is from the annotation of a GenBank genome assembly.
AUGGUAGAAGAAGAACUCGGAGAAACGUCCAAUACUUUCCAAGCAACCCCAGAUAAAGCGGCAGGAAAUAAGGAACCACAAAGGGAAAAGACACAACCCUCAGGUAGCAGACCGAACCAAUCCAUCCUAGGAUCAGCAAGAAUUGAUGACAGUGACGAAGAAAU